AUGCGACAAAUAAUAAGAAUCAUUUUGUUAUUUUGCUUGUUGGCACUUAUUUCAGCCAAAUACAUUGAGCAUAAACAGCAACAAAAUGAUGAUAGUGAAGAGACCUCGUUCGAGUUAGAUGCUGAUUUUAUCAACCUUCCACAACGUGCUCAUACAAAGCGUGAAUCAGAAGUUUCAGAAGUUUCACGACCAACCAGAGAAUUGACUUUUCGCGCCCAUUUUUAUAAUCUUUUAAUGAAUAUUCUCGAUACCAUACAGUCAUCAACGAAACGUGAUAUUCGAAGAGCUAAAGAACAAGAACUUCAAAAGCAUUCAUUCAUAUAAACAUUUUGUGAUAUUUAUUUAAAUACAUUAUAAACAGAACUGAAAAUAAUAAACGUAAGGGUCUCAAAUGACUUGGUUUUUGAUA
This is a messenger RNA of Clunio marinus, 409 nucleotides long. The record is from the annotation of a GenBank genome assembly. Lineage: Eukaryota; Metazoa; Arthropoda; Insecta; Diptera; Chironomidae.